Molecule: messenger RNA, 3473 nt
Organism: Leptonychotes weddellii (Weddell seal)
Lineage: Eukaryota; Metazoa; Chordata; Mammalia; Carnivora; Phocidae
Product: solute carrier family 2, facilitated glucose transporter member 5
Biological process (GO): fructose transmembrane transport; dehydroascorbic acid transport
Cellular component (GO): plasma membrane
Molecular function (GO): D-glucose transmembrane transporter activity; fructose transmembrane transporter activity
Source: RefSeq, a predicted model, not a curated record
CACACCUCUGGACUCCUGAAGGGUUAUGCCUUCUGGGGCUGGCUACAGAAACGCUAUUGGCUGUUCCUCGGAGUGGCCAAAGUACAGCCCGAAUGUCUCCCCUCUCCCUUCAGUGCAUUUGUUAUCUUGGCUGAAAGGCGUUCGGCAGCAGUCCGCUCGCGCAGACCAAAGAUGGAGCAACAGAAUCCGACCAAGAAGGAAGGGAGGCUUACACUCAUACUUUUACUGGCAACGCUGAUAGCCGCAUUUGGGUCAUCCUUCCAGUAUGGGUAUAAUGUGGCCGCCGUUAACUCCCCUGCCGAGCUCAUGAAAGCAUUUUAUAAUGAGACCUACUAUGAACGCAACAAUAACUACAUAAAUGAGUUUUCCUUGACAUUGCUGUGGUCUGUUUCUGUGUCCAUGUUCCCCUUUGGAGGCUUCAUCGGCUCCCUCAUGGUUGGCCCCUUGGUGAAUAAACUUGGCAGGAAAGGGACUUUGCUCUUCAACAACAUCUUCUCCAUUGUCCCCGCGAUCUUAAUGGGGUGCAGUGAGGUUGCCCGGUCGUUUGAGAUGAUCAUUGUGUCCAGACUUCUGGUGGGAAUAUGUGCAGGUCUGUCUUCCAAUGUUGUCCCCAUGUACCUGGGGGAGCUGGCCCCCAAAAACCUGAGGGGGGCCCUCGGGGUGGUACCUCAGGUCUUCAUCACCAUCGGCAUCCUCGUGGCUCAGAUCUUUGGUCUUCGGAGCCUCCUCGCAAACAAAGAAGGCUGGCCGAUCCUCCUCGGGCUGACCGGGAUCCCGGCGGCCCUGCAGCUCCUGUUCUUGCCCUUCUUCCCCGAGAGCCCCCGGUACCUGCUGAUUCAGAAGAAGGAUGAAGUAGCUGCCAGAAAUGCGCUGAAGAGGCUGCGCGGCUGGGACGACGUGGGCUCGGAGAUGGAGGAGAUCUGGCAGGAGGACGAGGCCGAGAAGGCCGCGGGCUUCAUCUCUGUGCUGAAGCUGUUCAGCAUGAGGUCCCUGCGGUGGCAGGUCAUCUCCAUCAUCAUCCUCAUGGGCGGCCAGCAGCUGUCAGGAGUGAACGCAAUCUACUACUACGCAGACCAGAUCUACCUGAGCGCGGGGGUGAACGAUCAUGACGUCCAGUAUGUGACGGUGGGCACGGGGGCUGUCAACGUGCUGAUGACCGUCUGUGCCGUGUUUGUGGUGGAGCUCUUGGGGCGGCGGGUCCUACUCCUCCUGGGCUUCUCCGUCUGCUUCACGGCCUGCUGUGUGCUCACGGCCGCUCUGGCCCUGCAGGACACAAUAUCCUGGAUGCCUUAUGUCAGCAUCACCUGCAUCAUCUCCUACGUCAUAGGACACGCCCUUGGGCCCAGUCCCAUCCCCGCGCUACUGAUCACGGAGAUCUUCCUGCAGUCCUCCCGGCCGUCCGCCUUCAUGGUGGGGGGCAGCAUCCACUGGCUCUCCAACUUCACCGUGGGCUUGAUCUUCCCCUUCAUCCAAGUGGGCCUCGGACCUUACAGCUUCAUCAUUUUUGCUGUGAUUUGUCUCCUCACCACCGUCUACAUCUUCCAGGUUGUCCCUGAGACCAAGGCCAAGACAUUCAUGGAGAUCAAUCAGAUUUUCACCAAGAUGAAUAAAGUGUCAGAGGUGCACCCAGAGAAGGAGGAACUAAAGGACUUUCCAGUCUCUGCUUCGGGCACUAACUCGAGCAGAGGAGCCUGUUAAGUGGGUCUGUGUGGAGCUUCCCUCCGGGGCUUGCUUUCUGACCGACAGGUGUCUGUGAACACCCGGAACUAGGACCAGCCCGGUGUGGAACGCAGGCCCCACUGGGACUGUCCAAAGGGCUUCUGUGCUCUCUCCAGACUGACCCACCACCAACCCCGACUCGCUGUGAGCAGGCGCCCCUCACCAAGUGGGUUCGCCGUUGGGUGGCUCCUAAUAACACCAGCUCUUACGACAAAAGUCUUUACUACAGCGGCGGGACAGAAGGAACCCCAUCUGGCCGGAGAAAUGAACUCCUCUGCAAUCCCACGGGUCUGCUCGGGACCGGAGGCAUUCUUCCUCCUGCCAGAUCCAUCUCCAGGAAUACCAGCCCUGGAAUAUGUGAUGUCCCAAGUAAUGAUGUCUAAGAACCUGGGGCAGGUCCCUGCGGAGACAUCAACGAGUCAGAGAUUAUUAAUCGUGAAUUAUAUUGCUGGAGGACAUUGGCAUUGCCUCUGUAUGCUCAGGAAAACACGUAUGAUCACUUCUCACCAACACAUGCUUCUUUCCUGUGAGCAGGUAGAAGACACGGGGGGGCGGUGCCUGCCUGCUCCUUCAAGCAGUCUGUGUUGGAGCAUCAGCCACUCAAGGGUGCGGGUUUGUCCCGGAAUCCCUGCCUAGAACAGGGCCUGGCGUGGAGGAGGUGCUGAGACAGUAUUUGCUGGAAGAAGGGGAGCAGCGAGAGAUGAGGUGUUCACAGAGUGGUGAUUUUUUAAAAUUUAAGAUUGGGGCUCCUCUGCAUGUCUUCAGGUGCAUGGCGAACACCGAGAGGCCCUGAAAGUGAGACGGGGAAGGGGGGCCGGGAGGAGGAGGGAUGCCCCCCCGCACAUAUGGCACAUACAGCAGAGCUGGGGGCUUUUCUUAAAGACAUACGUUCACACAUGUGUGUGCGCGCGUGCGUGUGUGUGUGGCGGGAGGGGGGACAGGAUGCGAGAUCUGCUCCCGGGCAUGAAGGAGGCAGAGCCAGGAACAGGGUGGGACAGAGGUAGGAUUAGGAGCAGCCUUUGUAGGGGUGGAAUGGGGAUCCUACAGGUGAUUAAUUAAAUAACUCACAGGAGUAACGAGGGCCCAGAAGUGAAGAGUCCCCUGCUGGGGUUGGGGCACCCUUGACCUCCAAGUGCAGGGACCUGCUGUGCCAAGGGGGCACGGGAACCAGCCGCACACAGCAGGAGCUCUCAACACGGAGGAGCGGUCCAGCUGGGAUCUCAGAAUCCAGGAGGCUGGAGCUCCAGUCCUUGGUCCUGCCACUUCGUGAUGGUGUGACAUGCACUUUCUGCUCGGCUUUCCUGUAUGUUAGUUUCCUCUUCUGUUAGACAGAACUAAUAACAAGUGUCUCACAUGGUAACGAGGAUGAAAAAAUAUGUUUAUGGUGUUUAGAUCAGUGGCUGGCAUGUAUUCUGUACUUAGUUAUUUUUAAGAGCUUGAGAAUGAGCAUUGAUCUUGAGGACAAAUAAACCCAUAGGUAAAAAUGCAGCAAGAGACCACUAUCCAUGUAUAACUGGAAUUAAGCAAUUAAGUAAAUGGAUGGCAGAUGGUGAGAGCCAUCUCACUGGUGGAGAUAAGCCAAGACAGGGAGCCUGGGAUGAUCCACGUGGUCCUAGAUGAACGUUGGAGAUCCUGGUAUGAGCUCACAUUCAGUUUAAUAUAAACACAGAUAGCUACCUAUAGAAAUACUGGGGUGCCUGGGGGCUCAGUUGGUUAAGCAUCUGACUCUUGAUUUGGGCUCAGGUCAUGAUCUC